CACAGCUGUAAAUGCAUGUCCGUAAGUGGGAACUUGCCCCUCACAUCUGGUGAAAAAUUUGUGGCGUUUUGCUGUUCUCUGGUCCUCUUUGUCUUUCAUAUCAUCUUACUUGUUAUACUCAUCAGGGUUCUGUUCUAUUCUGAUGCUUCUCCUUUCGAACAAUUAUUAUACAAUCUCGGGUUGUUGUUUGUUUGAGUAGGGGCUCGCCAACCCAAGGACAAGUGUUUCCCUUUUCGGGGCUCCUCCUUUUUCUUGCACUUCUGCAUUUUUUUUUCUCAUUUGUCUUUCCAUGUUCCAUCACUUCAACAAUAUAAACAAAUCUUGCCAAAAUAUAUAUUGCUUCCUAUUAGUUGUUAGUUACUGAUCUUCACUUCAUCCCGUUUCGUCCAUUCCCUCAGUUACCAUAAUCCUCUUUGUCUUAUGUCUCUCUUUUUUCUCUUUCUUUUUUUUUACCCCUCCACCCUAUAAUUAGAACCAAAUUGCAUUUUCUCUUGCUUGAGUUGAGUUCUCUUUCAUUACACCAUAACCUUUCCAACCUUACAAAAUUUUCAUACUUUUCCUUCUCCCUAAAAUGGGUUUUGAUCAUUAUGUCAUUUGUGGUCAAAGACUUGGCUUCGUUGGCAUUUGUCUUUUGUUUCUGAUUAUUUCAAGCUUGAUUCAGAAGGGUUUGGUUAUUGAAGGUAGAAAGACUCAAAAACUAAGUCAUUUUCACCAGACCGUAAAUGAGGAUAAAAUUAUGCUGAGGCCACGAAUAGGCUCAAGGCCACCAAAAUGUGAGAGAAGGUGUAGGUCAUGUGAGCACUGUGAAGCAAUUCAGGUACCCACAAACCCCCAAGCGCAAAACCGAAAGAAAAACUCUUCAAAGUUUUCUUCAAUUGCAUAUGCCAGGGUAGGUGGCAGUUCCAACUACAAGCCCAUGAGUUGGAAGUGCAAAUGUGGGAACCUCAUUUUCAACCCCUGAAUCCAAUUGUACCAACAUUUAGUUCAUUUAUAUAUAAUCAAGGAUAUCAAUUUGGCAAUUCUGUACAUGAUUAUUAGACACUCUUAAGUGAUUCUUUCUUUGGAACAAGCUCUCAUCUAAUUUAUUUUGUA
Glycine soja is the source of this 1092-nucleotide messenger RNA. RefSeq names its product EPIDERMAL PATTERNING FACTOR-like protein 2. NCBI's taxonomy places the organism in Eukaryota, Viridiplantae, Streptophyta, Magnoliopsida, Fabales, Fabaceae. The transcript has 3 exons. The record is from RefSeq and is a predicted model, not a curated record. Gene Ontology annotation, biological process: guard cell differentiation; stomatal complex development. Bases 572 to 961 code for a protein of 129 amino acids.